UCGUACUUAGCUGCAGAGGUAAAAGAUGUUUGGAAAAUGUAGCCCUUAACAACAUAAAAUUAGUUCAAUGUCGCUCUUCUCAAAAAAGUGUUUCGAGUGCUGAUGCGUCUUGUGAGCUUAAAAAGUGCUAAAAUGGGUAAGCAGAAUGCACCCCGCUGUACAAAAACCACGAACCAAUACCGUAUCCCUAUACCUCUCGAACCUUUGAAAGAUGGUCAUAGUAUGGAACCCAAAGAAAGAACUUUCCUGGAAGCUGCUGAAAGAGGAGAUCGUCCAACUAUGGUUCGAUGUUUACAAAAGCCCAACCCAGUAAAUGUGAAUUGUACUAACAUACUUGGGCGAAGCGCGAUUCAGAUUGCAGUGGACAACGAAAAUGUCGAAAUAGUUGAGCUUCUAUUGCAACAAGAGAGCGUCAAGAUUGGAGACGCUCUCUUGUACGCAAUUAGAGAAGGUGUUUAUAAAAUUGUUGAAAUGCUGAUAAACCAUCCGAGCAUUACAAGUGAGAUGCUUGCUAAUGAUUGGGCAAAAACUCGCCAACCAGGCGAAGAGAGCUCUGAUUACUCCCCUGAUAUAUCUCCUAUUAUCCUUGCUGCCCAUUGUAAUCAGUUUGAAAUUCUGCAGUUGUUGCUAUCUAGAGGUGCAGUCAUUGAAAAACCCCAUCCUCUGUCAUGUUCAUGUCAAAAAUGUCAUGAAGGAAUGCAUACAGACAGUUUACGCUAUUCUUUAAGAAGAAUUCAUACUUAUAAAGCCCUUGCAAGUCCUGCUUGGAUGUCUUUGACGAGUGAAGAUCCCAUUCUGACAGCAUUUAAACUAUCUUGGGAAUUGGAACAUCUAGCGAUGCAGGAGAAUGAGUUUAAGGAAAUUUACGUUGAACUUAGUAACCAGUGUAAAAAAUAUUCCUGUGAUCUCUUAGAUUUAUGCCGUAGCACAGAGGAAGUAAUAGCUGUUCUUAAUAAGAAAACAGAUUCCAACUUCCAAGAAGAUGAAGAUCCUGAUAAAUUAUCUUUGUCUCGACUAAAGUUGGCAUUAAAAUACGAACAGAAACAGUUCGUAGCCCACCCCAACUGCCAGCAGUUAUUAACAUCCAUUUGGUAUGAAGGUUUACCGAUAUGGAGAAGACGGAAUGCAGUCAUGAAAAUCAUUUUAUGCGUCAGCUUAAUUACUUGUAUUCCUCUGAUUGCGCUAUACUACUUAAUAUUUCCUCGUUCACAACUAGGGAAAAUUUUUCGCUCUCCUUUUAUGAAAUUCAUAUACCACAGUGCCUCUUUCGGAUUUUUUCUUUUACUGCUGGUUUUGGCUUCUACAAGGACGGAGGGAAGUGAAAGAUCUCGCCAAAAUGUUCGAGGUCCGCCUCUAUCGUUUGUGGAAUGGCUUAUUUUCUUCUGGGUCAUUGGUAUGGUUUGGGCGGAAUGCAAGCAACUUUGGGAAGAAGGAUUAAAAGCAUAUGUUCGUCAAUGGUGGAAUUGGUUGGACUUUAUCAUGCUUAGCCUUUAUUUAACAACUUUUUCUUUGAAAGGUAUAGCUUACAUUCAGGUCCAAAGUGGACGUUACGGACCGAGAGUUCUGCAGCGCGCUUUGUGGCCAGGCAAUGAUCCUUCACUUAUAGCAGAAGGAGUAUUUGCUGUAGCCAAUGUCUUUAGUUUUGCUAGGAUUAUUUACUUAUUUCAGACUAAUCCACAUCUUGGACCCCUACAGAUAUCUUUGGGAUGUAUGAUUAUUGAUAUCGCCAAAUUUCUGUUCAUAUUUUUCUUAGUGCUGACAUCAUUCGCUUGUGGCCUUAACCAGCUCUACUGGUAUUAUGACUCUCAUACGGAAUUUUGUGAAACUAAAGUAGUAGCUGGGGAAAACAUCACUUUUAACUGUCAGUAUAACCCUGAUGCUUUCAUGACUAUGGAUGGUAGUUACAUGCAGCUGCUCUGGUCUCUAUUUGGCGUCAUUCCUAUCAAAGAUCUUGACCAAAUGGGUUACCAUAUGUUUACGAAACGAACUGGGCACUUACUUCUUGGAGCUUACAUGGUGACAGCUAUGACAGUCAUGAUUAACAUGCUCAUUGCUAUGAUGAGUCGAUCUUUUGAAGACAUUGAGGAUCAUGCAGAUAGAGAAUGGAAGUUUGCUCGAUCUAAAUUAUGGAUGGGAUAUUUCGAUGACGGAUCAACCUUACCUCCUCCAUUUAACCUUAUCAUUUCUCCUAAAGCUGUUUGCUAUUUCCUCAUGGGAACAAAACGUCUUUUUUGCCAGCUGUGCCCGCUUUUUACUAACAUCUGCCGGAAACAAAACUUCGAUCGAAGUCAAAUCAAACCAGAAAGUGAGAACGUGAAUUACAUAGGUGAUCCAUCCGAUAGUAAGCCACAUCGGCAUAACAACCACCAGCACACAGGAUUCAAUUUCCGACCAAGUGAUAUAAACUAUCAGGAUGUAAUGAAGCGACUUGUAAGUCGGUACAUACAUAUGACAAAGAAACAGUUGCGACAAGAUGGUGUCAAUGAAGAUGAUUUAUUGGAAAUUAAGCAAGACAUAUCAAGUUUACGAUACGAACUGAGAGAAGAUCGCAAAAGAGAAACAGCUAGAAACACGGGACAAAUAGACAGUAUAAAGAGGGACAUUAUUCGUUCUUUAAGAGGAAACCAAGCAUGGAUGUCACCAAACUUUGGACAAGCACCAUCCGCAGAUUUACCAAGUCCUAUGAGUUCAACUGGCGCAAUGACUCCUAUGGAAUUUGAAAGCCUCAAACAAGAACUUGUGACUUGUCUCCGUGAUGAAAUGCGACUUCUUUUGUCAAGAGACUCGCAGUAUCCCCAUGGACCCUUAGAACCUCCUACAGUCAAUUCUGAACUGUACCAAACACAUCUCUUCACACAAUUAUAGCAAAAUAGUUUAAAGAGUCAAUUAUUUGUACAGAUAUUUUACGAUGAAAAGAUAUUUAGAUCAUAUAGAUUGGGACAUUCGUAUUGAAUUUAAGGAACAUGACUCAUUCCUCGUGUAUUUGUCAAUUUGAAUAUUGAAAUUCGUUAGCGUUAUUAUUUAUUUAUUGCGUUCAUCGACUCAAAAUUUAGAAUGCAAACUUUCAAAAUUUGUUUAUUACAAAAAAUAAUUUUUAAUGGUAUAUCUAUAUACAUCUAUCGAUGCAUUACUGUUGUGGAAUUGAGUGGGAACACCACUGUAAAAUUUUCCCAAAGCGUUUCUCGAAACUAAGAACUUUUCCAAAGAAGUAAUAGUUCAUAUAAAUGGAAUAUAUAAAUGUUAAAAUUGAUGCAUUUCAAAGCAUAUUUUAUCUCUUACUGGUAUAAAUAUAUAUGAAAUUACAAGACUUAAGACUUUAAUAAGACUUAAGACUCGUGGUCUGGAUAACAUUUUAUUGAAUUUUCUUAAACAGUUUGAUCGUGUACAAAAUUAAUGUAAUUUUUAUUAUGUGAUUAAUUACUGAUAUUACCUUAGUAUAUUUUGAUUUAAUAAAUGUUAAACUCAUUAAAAAAAAUUUUAAACUGCAGGCAUUGUGUUAAAAAUAAUUUAAAGUCUUACAUGCAGCGGAAAUUUCCUCUAAGUUAUACAAGCUAGAAUGUCUUAAAGAGAACUAGUAACGUUUUAAAGGAGUUGUUGAGUCUGUUCUAAUCUUCUGUAUCUUAGUAAUCAGGAAACACAAUAUCGUUUAACAUUUUUGGAGCCCGCUGUAAAGCUGAACCAUAUAAUCGUACAAAUUAAUCCACUGACGGUUCUGGGCGUAAAAGGUCGUAUUUUAACCUGCAGUCUUCUCCGCACAGCAAAACAGGGCUUUCCAUGUUAUUAGAUAGGAAUAUAGCGUAUUGGGGUUUCCUAAUUUUGUCUAUUUUCUAAGCCGCCAGAGGGUUAAACCAUUCUUAAACUUGAUUACACGUUCUUACGGCUAAGCUUGAGCGAAAACAUGGUUCGAGAAACGAAUAUUAUGGCAUUAAAGAGAAGUACUGCGUACAUCAUCAACAAUAAGCGUAUUUAGUUUCACAGACAUCAUUUUAUACAUAGAGUCUCAAAUAAUCCCAAAACCCAUUGCACAUACGUUGAAAA
This is a messenger RNA of Parasteatoda tepidariorum (common house spider), 4038 nucleotides long. NCBI's taxonomy places the organism in Eukaryota, Metazoa, Arthropoda, Arachnida, Araneae, Theridiidae. The record is from RefSeq and is a predicted model, not a curated record.